UUUACUACUCUUCAUUGCUUUUGAGUCAUAUGAAAGUGUUUUCAAUGUGAUUAGAAGAAUGUCUGCUACAUCUAUGCUUGUUUGAUGCUUGAGUUCUUAUUUAUGUUGUUCUAUCCUGGAACUGUUCUGAUAGACUGCUGCUUGAGUUCUUAUUGUUUUCUAGUUCUUUUUCCCCCCCUGUAGAGGGCUCUUGUUCUUUGCAAGUUAAAGUACAAGGCAGAUGACUCGGCUGCUAAUUUGCCUGAUUGUGAUGUUUAUAAAUAAAUGAGAGUAGGGAAACGCUACAAAGCUCUUGUAGGUUUAGAAGGAGGUAUAAAUAAAUAAGGGGUAUUAUGUUAAUUUAACAAACUAUGAUAAAUAUAAAUAGAAAAAAAGAAAGAAAGAGGGAUCUGAAAAAUUUAAAAGAGAGAACCGGCUGGGGAGAAGGGGGAAAGAAGAAGAAGAAGAAGAGAAAAGAUGAAAAGAUAAAGAAAGGAGAAGAGAGUUUGAGAAAAUAAGUUAAAAAAGUGAGCCUAUUAAGGUUAUGGGUUCUCAUGUUGAAAAUAAUGCGGUGCUGAAUAAUAACCAAGAGGUAGAAGCAGCGCUACUGCAAUUUCUCAUUGACAGUCAAGAGGCCGGUUUCGAUUCUCCUUCCGCACUGCAGUCACAGAACCUUGAUGAAGAGGAUGUGAUAGAUUUUGCAGAUUCUCUCCCUAUUGCUCCAGAUGAAUAUGGCUCUCCAAGCUUGUAUGGUGGGCACGGUAGUUCAAGAGAAUACCGGCGGAAGCAAAUGGCUCAUAGUGAUAAUACCCUCUCGAUGGGGCCUUCUUCCAUGGAUUCCACUACUGCAACUAGGCAUGAACAGAUUAGUUUAACUCAAUCAGGCUUUCUAAGGAUCCUGAAAGCUCAGCACGCACCAAUACCCCACAGCUUCAUGGAGCAGGAGGGAAUUUCUGCUAAAGGAGAUCAAUUUCUGGGUGGGAUUUCAAGCACAGCAUCCAAACAUAAGGCCAGAGAAGGUGCAAGGCAAGUUGCUAAUAUUGAUCUGCCUAAGAAGGUUCGCAUAGAACCUGUAAAAGAAAGGAAAAUAGUUCAGGUUAUGAACGCAAAGCCGGCUGUGAAGUCGAGAUCAAAUGGUUCGGCUGGCAAUGAAAGGUGGGGCCGUUUCAUUCACCUUGAAACAACUACAUCAAGCCAUAUAUCGAGUCCUCCAUCUGUUUAUCUUUCGAAUUUAGUCGUGGGUCUGUUUCUGUUCUUAAUCAUGCUCAGAGAAGCGCUGAUUGUUCACUGAGAGAAGCUUCUCUUAUAAGGCCAUCGUCAAGAGUUUCUAGUAUAACAAGAACGCUUUAUUUUUUGCGAGAAAAGGUCAGCAGGAGGAGGACUUGAAAUCCCAAAAUCUUAAACCCUCAACCAGCUGACAGAAUGGAUUUCUGUUUUUGCUAGCUUGUAUAUUAUAUAUUGCCCCUUACUCAUGGCUGCUGGGGCUAGACUGUAUUUACUGUUUGCUGUAUAAAUUAUAUUAUGCUAUAAUUAUUACAAGAAAUCUCUAAAGUGCAUGGGUUGAAUGUUUUUCAACGUAGCAA
Molecule: messenger RNA, 1562 nt
Organism: Populus nigra (black poplar)
Lineage: Eukaryota; Viridiplantae; Streptophyta; Magnoliopsida; Malpighiales; Salicaceae
Exons: 5
Coding region: 524-1270 (248 amino acids)
Source: RefSeq, a predicted model, not a curated record